AUGGGAACUGUGCUUCAGGUGGCAGCCUUUAGCAUGGUCGAAGUUGGAUAUGCAACUGGUGAUAUUGGUUAUGCAGUUCGUGAAAAUGUCAAGCGUGCAACAUUCAAGGUUCGCUCGCGUCAGGAAAACAUAAGUGGUGUCCUGCUACCCGCGUUUGCAGUUCAGUUAUCUACUUCGUCGGAUUCGAAAACUGACGGUGAUGCUGAGUCUUUCAAUGCGGCUCCAGCUGAGUUCAGUCUUACGGGUCUAUCACGAGGUGGUCAACAAGUGCAAAAGGCUCGUGAAACAUACACGAAAGCUCUCCGGGUUCUUGUGGACCUGGCAAGUUUACAGACGGCUUUCGUUAUUUUGGACGAGGUAAUUCGUCUAACUAAUCGCCGAGUUAAUGCUAUCGAGCAUGUCAUUAUUCCUCGCCUGGAAAACACGAUUGCGGUAUGUUUGACUAAAUCUAAUGUACAGUACAUCAUUUCCGAACUUGAUGAGAUGGAUCGUGAGGAAUUUUUCCGUCUUAAAAAGGUUCAAGGCAAGAAGAAGCGGGAAACCACCGACCAGAAACCGAAGGUGGAAGAGGAGGUGCAAGGCCAGCCAUCUUCGUCUUCGGCAGAGCCAGCUGCUGAAGCAGGAGAUAUGCUUUCUGCUGACAAGGACAACGAUGUGAUUUUCUGA
Molecule: messenger RNA, 666 nt
Organism: Malassezia sympodialis ATCC 42132
Lineage: Eukaryota; Fungi; Basidiomycota; Malasseziomycetes; Malasseziales; Malasseziaceae
Gene: VMA8
Exons: 2
Coding region: 1-666 (221 amino acids)
Molecular function (GO): proton-transporting ATPase activity, rotational mechanism
Source: RefSeq, a predicted model, not a curated record